AUGAAAGUAGUGGCCACAUUCUUCAAUUUGUUUUUCCUAGCCGGUUCGAUCCUUUUGUUGAUCUUUACCGUGCUCUCGGGUUCUUCAAAGCACUUUCCACUUAAUAAAUUCUACUGGCUCGAGGCUGACACCUCAGACAUUACCAGAGCACCAGCCGAUUUAUCAGCAUGGACUUUUUGGGGUGUUUGUGACAAGGCAGACUAUAGCAAUUGUUUGUUGGGCCCAGCAUAUCCAAUUUCACCAGUUGACAAUUUCGACACUACAAGAAACGUUCCUAAAGAUUUCAUUGAUAAUGAAAACACUUAUUACUACUUGAGUAGAUUUGCAUUUGCCUGCUGUUUAAUUGCAUUGGGCUUUGCUGGAUUGGCCUUCCUUAUUGAUAUUUUGGGCUUUUGUUUUGCUAUUAUCGACAAGGUUGUGAUCUUCUUGGUCACUGUUGCAUUAUUCUUUAUGGCUGCUUUUGCUUCGUUCCAAACUGCAGUCGUUGUAUUGGCCAAGAAUGCAUUUACUGAUGACGACAGACAUGCCAAAGUUGGUGCCAAGGCCAUGGGUAUUAUGUGGGCAGCCUUUGUCUGUUUGCUCAUUUGCUGGUUCAUUACAUUUGCUGCCAACAUUGCCAACAGUUACAAGAAGCAUGCGCAAAGAGUUAGGGAAAGAAAACAACAGCAACAAUAUGAACAAGGCGGUAACCAUCCAUACGAUACAAACGAGAAAGUUGGUGCAUCCGCACGCGAUGACUCUUCUUUCGUUAAGUCUAGAGACCAUGAGGCUGGACAAGCACUUCACGACGACACCAACACUGGCGGUAUUAGAUUUUUCAAAAUCAAGAGAAACCAAAAGCAAGUGGAUGACGAAUCAGCUUAA
This is a messenger RNA of Lodderomyces elongisporus, 864 nucleotides long. It is a transcript of the gene SUR7, whose product is annotated as Sur7p. The record is from RefSeq and is a predicted model, not a curated record. Gene Ontology annotation, biological process: cortical actin cytoskeleton organization; fungal-type cell wall organization; septin cytoskeleton organization. Gene Ontology annotation, cellular component: cell cortex; plasma membrane; membrane raft. The coding region runs from base 1 to 864 and encodes 287 amino acids. NCBI's taxonomy places the organism in Eukaryota, Fungi, Ascomycota, Pichiomycetes, Serinales, Debaryomycetaceae. The transcript has a single exon.